Molecule: messenger RNA, 2140 nt
Organism: Nezara viridula (southern green stink bug)
Lineage: Eukaryota; Metazoa; Arthropoda; Insecta; Hemiptera; Pentatomidae
Source: the annotation of a GenBank genome assembly
CAAGUUCGUCCGCCAUGUUGACGUAAACUUUGAUAUCUACCAAACUUGCCAAACUUAAAGGAAAAAAUUCAAAUUUCGCAAACAAAAAAGUAAUUUUAACAUAUUCUUUUUUUUUAAAUAUAUAUCAACUCAGUUUUAUUAUGUAAUCAUAGUUUAAUGUAAGCAAUUUUAUUAUAUACAGCUACUGAUGACUGUAUAGUUAGUUAUCAAUUUCAAGUAUUUUAUCACUUCCUAUUAUUUAAAGUUUGAUCUUGUGGUAAAUUAUUUAUUAUUAUUAUGUGUUAGUAUAAUGUGUUAGUAUGAGUCAUUUUUCGUAUUUAAAAUAUUUCAUUUUAUAUUUUAAUCAAAAAGAGAGAACAAUUUGUUUACAGUUGAUCACUUAACUGAAAUUUAUUAAGAAAUGGAUUAUAAUUUUGAAUUAAUAUUAUUUGUUUCAAUGCAUUUUCUUGUAUAUCAAAGUGAAUCAGCAAGACUUAAGGAUAUAAAAAAAAAGGCUAAAGAACUGACAGAGUAUCUAGCAGUGGUUGAUGCUUGUCACAUCAAACAAAAACUUAUUACUUCUGAUAGAAAUGAAGAAUUUGAAUUAGUUGAAACCUUCAUUAAUACAACUCUUACAUUGGCUUGCCACUUUUGUGAUGAUAAAGAUGAUGAUGUUCCUAAAUUAUGGUACCGCCAGAGUCGAUAUAGAAACAGCAAUAUUGUAGAAGUUGAACUGGGUAUGGAAGAUGAACUUUCAAGCAAUCGGGUAUAUAUGAAACCUGAUCAUACACUAGUAUUUAAUCGAACAAUUGAAGAAGAUGCUGCAUUAUACUACUGUAGUGCCCAUCUUGGAAAAGACCAAAAUUUUAAAUAUAAUUACUUAGUAGAUAUUGUCAAUGCAUCUGCUGCAAAAGUUACUAUAGGAAAUUUGAAAGACUGGACAGCAUUUGAAGAAAAAUCAUUUACUGAAAUCAAUAAUAAAUUUACAACCUCAAACAGAUCUGAUUAUGAAGAUAUUCGAUCUAAAGAUAUCCUUGUAGAAGUUAUUGGGAGAUGGCAGGCAUGGGGAACGUGUGAUGGCUGUAGGAAAAUAAGGAUAAAAAUUGCUGAGUGUCGGUUGCAACCUUCAAUAAAAAGUAAAAAUAUUACUUGGAAAUAUUCACUGAAUGACGGCGAGUCUUUUCUAAUGAAGUCUUUUGAGAUGUCUUGUUAUUCUACUGGUUUGCAAAAAUUGUAUCCAAAUAUUUCGAAUGAUUUACUUGAAAUUGGCAACUUUGCAAUCACAGAACAUUGUUAUGCUCCCUGUAAAGUUUAUUCUGAAUCAAAAUCAUCUGCUCAAUAUAGGAAUACUAUUAUUCUUGCAGAAGGAGAUCACUUUACAUUAAUUUGCCCUGAAGUUAAUCCAAAAAGUGAAGUAGUAUGGGAAAAAAAUGGUGUUGCAAUCAGCCCAAAUAUACGUGGAGGGAACCUUCUGAUAGAUUCUUUUUCAAAUUUAUACAUAAUCACUGCGAGUUCUGAUGAAGAAGCCAAUUACACCUGCUUUGUAGAUGAUGUUAAAAUGCAAGUUGUUUCUGUUUUUGUCCGUCAAAAAUUAGUCAUAACAAGUGAUGUUUUUUCACAUUUUAUUAAUGACACUUCAAAUGCUGAUAUUUCAAAUGAUAAAACCACAAACUUUUAUUUAUUAAUUCUUAGUGUUAUAAUUCAAGAUAAAAUAUUGAAGGGGUCCUCAAAUAUUUUGAAACAAAAUAAAAAAAACAAAUCUAGCAUUAAAAGUGGUAUGGAUGGAGUUCAAGACCAAAUAUCAAAUACCAUAUUCUUCUAAAGUCCAAGUAUUCAAUAAAAUCAAUUUUUUCAGACAUUUUAAAUAUCUCGGAUUUAUUUUUCUCUUUAGUGGCAUCUUUUAUAGUGCAGGAAUGAUUUUAGCUUGGAAUAGAAGGCAUACUUUUAAAAAAGUUGAUUUUACUAAGGUUGCUGAAGAACGAUUCGUUCACUAUCUUGAUUUCAAUCCAUCAAAUACUUAUUGACCUAACUGUUCUGAUACAAUAUAUUGUUAUUAUUAUGAAUUUAUAUUCUUGGUGUUAUAUACAGAGUUUUUGUUUCUUGUAAUUAAUUUAUAAAAUUUAUUUAUGGAUGGUUAAGCAAUAAAUGUUUGUUGAAUACA